CAGGGGACGAUGGGGGAGGGCAUUGGGCAUUCACCACCACCUCUCGCUCUUUUCUGGCAGUGCCCAACACAGCCGCACAGCCAAAUCACACAGGAUAUGGGCAAAAAAACAACUUCUUCUCCAGUGAAGCUGGACUGAGAAUUGCAGCAGCUGAAUUGGCGGACUAGCUUUUCUGUUAAUCCAGCUGACAGCAUAAGGAGCACAAGAACGAUCUGCUGGACUGCACGAUAGCAGCUGGGGUUGGACUUGUAUCAGGUUGUUUUUUUCUUCCCCAGUAGCAACAUCAGGCCUGUUGCUGAAAGAGGUUUCACUGCAGGAGUUAUGUCCUUGUGUCUUUGAGGAUGUGAGGAUGCCAUCUUCGCAGGGACUUUGAUGAAAAAAACUAUUUUGUGCUGGAGAUUCAUGGGCAAAUGUAGAGUCAUGGGAGUCAGGGAGAAGGACUUCAGAGGCACACCGACGUCCACCAAAGGGAUGAACCAGAAUGGAGCCUACAGCUACUUCCUCAACAUGGUGGCCUAUCAGGCAUGCUGCUGCUGUGGGCCGGCUCCAUGCUCGCUCUGCUGCGCCUUCUGCCCGCCAGUCAAAUCCUCGACCAGCACGAGGGUCAUGUACACCCUCUUCCACAUCUUGGCCUGUGCAGUCUCCUGCCUCAUGCUGUCCCGCACCGUCUCUGAGCUUGUCAGGGAAAACGUGCCUUUCUUCAAUAUGGUGUGCGACCAGGCGCAUGGGGGAGGGCACUGUGAGAUGCUGGUGGGCUACUCAGCCGUCUACAGAGUCUGCUUUGGCACCGCCUGCUUCUAUCUGAUGAUGGCGGUCUUCCUCAUAGAUGUCAAAUCCAGCCAGGACUUCAGAGCUCUCAUACAUAAUGGGUUCUGGUUUCUGAAGUUCAUCACCCUUCUUGGGAUGUGCACUGCUGCCUUCUUCAUCCCAACAGAGUCCUUCCUGCAUGCUUGGCAUUACGUUGGUGUGGUGGGAGGAUUUGCCUUCAUCCUCAUCCAACUCAUCCUCAUCACAGCUUUCGCACACACCUGGAACAAGAACUGGUUGACAGGAGCGGCGGAGAACAAGCGCUGGUACCUGGCAGUGAUGUGUGCCACCCUGUUCUUCUACACCAUUGCCACCAUGGCCUUCACCUUCAUGUACAAGUACUACACACAUCCCAUCGCCUGCCACUUCAACAAGGCCCUGCUCUGGAUCAACCUGGGCCUCUGUGGCAUCAUGUCCUUCAUCGCAGUCACGCCAUGCGUGCGGCAGAAGCAGCCUCGGUCGGGGCUCCUUCAGGCCUCCAUCAUCAGUUGUUACGUCAUGUACCUCACUUUCUCAGCGCUGUCCAGCCGUCCACCAGAAAGAGUGGUGUACCAAGGCAAGAACAUGACCGUGUGUUACCCCAACGUGGGCCCAGACGGCAUCCAGAACGAAGGCAAUGCAGUGGCCAUCAUCGGUGCUGCCAUCAUGUACUGCUGUGUUCUCUUUGCAUGUAAUGAAGCGUCUUACCUGGCAGAGGUGUUUGGUCCGUUUUGGAUGAUCAAAGUUUACCGCUACGAGUUCCAGAAAGCAUCCUGCUGCUUCUGCUGCCCUGAGGAACAGGAAGCAGAAGAAGAGUUUGUGAUGGAUGAGGAUAAUAAAGGCUGUCAGAAUGUUAUUCACAACGAGACCCAGAGAGUGGCUUACAGCUACUUCUUCUUCCAUUUCGUCUUCUUUCUGGCGUCUCUGUAUGUCAUGAUGACCCUCACUAACUGGUUCAGCUAUGAGUCAGCAGUCUUGGAGACCACCUUCACCCACGGCAGCUGGUCUACCUUCUGGGUGAAGAUGUCGUCCUGCUGGGCCUGUGUGAUUCUCUACCUCUGGCUGCUGCUGGGACCUCUGUGUAGCUGCCGGUCCGACUCCAGACCUCGCCGCUCCCGCAUUAAACGCCGCGCAGUGUCCUCCCGCCACAUCGCUGUCAGCGUCUGACCCUCUCUGUGAAGGGCCGAGGACGAUGAUGGAGGGUGUGGAUCGCUGUGGGCGAGGGGUCAGAGGAAGCCAACCCUCCCCUGCAGGGCCGGGAGGGAGGUGAUUUUCAGGAAUGGUCACCAGGGUCAGUGGUCACCGACUCACAACCCUGUGAGAGGGGAAGGUGACUGGACCAGUCAGGAGCCUCAGUUCACAAUGAAAUCCCACUGCUGACAUGUGGAUGACUGGACACGCUUGUGGUGUCACAAGCCUGAAACCAUAAAAUCAAACCGCUAAGGAGGACUGGGCUUUGAAACACUUACAAAUUGCCAAAGGGAUAAGAAGGGGCUAGAGCUCUCAUUGUAGUUAGGUUGAGAGCUAGAUAAGAAACUAGGUAAAUACAUUUCUGAAUUUUAACUCUUUAAGUUUAGAAUUAAUUUCCAUUUUGGCUGUAAAAAGAUAGUAGUCUUUUAAUAUAAUAUUACAGUAAGGGUAGAUUAGGCAGUAGUUAUUGCUCUUUAAUUAAACAUGUUAUCUUUGACUAAUGAAGUAUUGUCCCUAAAAUAGAAAAUACUCUUAGUCCUGUGACAUUAGGCAGGCCAUUGCUAGUUGUGAACAUGAACAAAUCUCUCCCAAAGUUGAAAACCACAGAAGCCAAGCGCUAGCUGCGCCAGCUGAGUUCAAACAUAGCCUUUAAGAGUCUAGCUCUUGUCAUAACUUACUAAAGUAGAAGUGGCUGCACCAUUAAAAACUGUUACAGCCCCAGGAAACUAAAUAUUUAUGCAAUUCCUCUAUGCUGUUGCAAGGCAAUGUGCAAAUGACACAGUCAGGAGAUUUUUUUGUCUGCACACAGCAUCAUGUUUUGGGAGAAAUCAUUUGCAAACUUAUAUGAGAAGUCUAUGACUUCUCGUAUGCCAGUCAUGCCUAACGUAUGCCAGUCAGCAAGCAACUUAACACAGUUACCAUGACAAUAGAUCACUAUGAUUGAUUGUUGAUUGGCUACUGGUCAUGCAGCUACCCACUGGUUACAGACCAACUAGUGGCUCUGAAACAUCGUCUGAGGAGUUUACACACGUAAAACCUAGGUGCUGCAACCCGGCUCAAAACUCCAGUUUGAACGAGCUCCUCCGUUGACAAUGAAUGGAACGCCGACAUUGUGAAUGCACAGAAUAACUGAGCUUUAUUUCAUUCAGUGCUAUCAGUUACAAACCAGAAAAUGUGCAGCUAAAACCCUAAAAUGUCACUGGAAACUUUCUUUGCGUUGACAAACUUGGCCUCCCAUUUACUGCCAAUGGAGCGACUCUGGGGUUGGUUUUCUUCUCAGCCUAAAACCAAAGAGAGACUUUGCUUGUGUUCAUAAUUCAAGACUGAACUGUCCGAGAUGAUAGGGUUAACAAAUUGUCUUUUAGGAUUUUCUCUUUAACAUCAUUCUACUGUAAAACAAAUACAAAGAGGAGACUCAGUGCAGAGAUCUCAAAAGACGUUGGAGAAACAUUUUAACACAGAUUCGGCGAUAGAGGGUCUGACGGGACGACUGAAAGGCAGCUAAAUAGUUUGUUGUUCUUCAAAGGUCAACAUAAGAUUGGCUAACUUUGGGAGCAAGAAGAACUUUUUAUUCUGAGUUACAAUGAGGAACAAGUUGCACACUUGCAUUUUUGUUUUCUGUAUAUCAACUGUUUCUAUCUCAUUGACGUCCUGAUAAAAGUUACUGACUGUAACUUCGUUUACAUGAAGUUUUUAAAAAUUGUCAGUCAAUUUUAAUACAUUUUUGAAAGAUUAAUUGAUACCAGGAGUAAUCAAAGACGGAACUCCAGAAAUUAUGGAAAUGAUGCCUUUGUAUAAAAUAGUGGUGUCUGUAAAAGACACUGUGCAGAAGUACAUUGUAGACCUAAAAUAAAAUAGAGCCCCCCAUAGAGCUCCUGGUAUUAGUGUGUACAGAUCAGGGCCCCUCUGUUCUUAAGGAGAAGUGAACCGAAGAGCUGUGAUGACUUAUUUGCAGUUGAUGAGCAGUAAUCAUUCGGCUGCAACUGUUGCAUUAUUUGUAGUUCAGUUAAAUGUUUCCUUGACGGUAAAUGUAAAGUUAUUUUUGUAAAUACAUUGUUUUCUUACAAAGC
Messenger RNA from Myripristis murdjan (pinecone soldierfish), 4046 nucleotides. RefSeq names its product serine incorporator 4 (gene serinc4). NCBI's taxonomy places the organism in Eukaryota, Metazoa, Chordata, Actinopteri, Holocentriformes, Holocentridae. Gene Ontology annotation, cellular component: membrane. The transcript is spliced from 11 exons. The coding region runs from base 373 to 1953 and encodes 526 amino acids. The record is from RefSeq and is a predicted model, not a curated record.